Messenger RNA from Pelobates fuscus (common spadefoot toad), 1855 nucleotides. Its product is annotated as bile salt-activated lipase-like. Bases 42 to 1703 code for a protein of 553 amino acids. The record is from RefSeq and is a predicted model, not a curated record. Gene Ontology annotation, biological process: pancreatic juice secretion; ceramide catabolic process. The transcript is spliced from 11 exons. Lineage: Eukaryota; Metazoa; Chordata; Amphibia; Anura; Pelobatidae. Gene Ontology annotation, molecular function: triacylglycerol lipase activity; sterol ester esterase activity; retinyl-palmitate esterase activity.
CUCCACAUCCAAAUUUGUGAAAGGAUCCUAGGACCGACGUUAUGGCUCGCUGGGUGACUCUCACCUUUGCAUUCUCCUGUCUCCUGGCUGCAGCCCACGCUGCAACGCUGGGAGUUGUCCACACUGAAGGGGGAUUUGUGGAGGGCACAAGCAAAAAAAUCGGCAUUCUAUCCCCGAGUUACAUUGACGUUUUCAAGGGAAUUCCCUUUGCUGCUCCACCAAAGGUUCUUGAAAAAGCAGGACCCCAUCCUGGCUGGUCAGGUACCCUAAAGGCCAAAGACUUCAAGGAAAGAUGUUUGCAAUCCGACUUAGCCCAGAAUGGCAUUCGUGGAGAACUGGACUGCCUGUAUUUGAACAUUUGGGUUCCCCAGUCCCGCUCAGAAGUCUCUUCAAAUCUGCCAGUUAUGGUCUGGAUCUACGGUGGAGCCUUCCUUCUUGGUGGAGCUCAAGGGGCCAACGUCUUGGGCAAUUAUCUGUACGAUGGAGAGGAAAUUGCUCUUCGUGGCAAUGUAAUUGUGGUAACCCUUAACUACCGUGUCGGACCUUUAGGUUUUCUCAGCACUGGAGAUUCUAAUAUGCCUGGUAACUACGGACUGUGGGAUCAACAUAUGGCUAUUGCUUGGGUAAAAAGAAAUAUUGCUGCCUUUGGAGGCGACUCCAGCAAUAUUACCAUAUUCGGAGAGUCAGCUGGAGGUGCCAGUGUGUCUCUACAGACUCUGACCCCUUACAAUGUUGGACUGAUCAAGCGAGCAAUCAGCCAGAGUGGAGUUGGACUUUGCCCUUGGGCAAUUCAACAAGAACCCCUAAAGAAUGCUAAAGAGCUUGGAGCUAAAGUUGGAUGUCCUGUUCAUGAUUCAGCAGCUCUUGCCAGUUGCUUGAAAACUACUGACCCCAGUGCCCUUACCGCAGCAUAUGGUCUGCAGCUGACGGGUCUAGAAUACCCUGUGGUUUAUUAUCUGGUUUUCUCCCCUGUCAUCGAUGGGGACUUCCUCCCUGAUGAUCCCAGGAAUCUGUUCUCCAAUGCUGCCGAUGUGGAUUUUCUAGCAGGAGUAAACAACAUGGAUGCCCACAUGUUUGCAGGCGUUGAUUUGCCAGUUAUAAAUGAACCACUCCAGAAAAUUUCUGCAGCGAACAUAGAGAAACUAGUGGAGGGACUGACCCUUCCUAAAGGCACAGGGGGAUUCACCAUUGCAUACGACCUUUACACCACAAACUGGGGAUCAAGUCCAAGUCAGGAGCAGAUGAAGAAGACCGUUAUUGAAAUUGAAACUGAUUACAUUUUCCUUGUACCAACACAAGAAGCAUUGGGACUUCAUUACCAGAAUGCUAGGACUGCAAAGACAUACAGUUACCUCUUCUCUCAUCCAUCCCGUAUGCCCAUAUACCCAAGCUGGGUAGGAGCUGAUCAUGCUGAUGACCUGCAAUAUGUAUUUGGAAAACCCUUCAAUAAUGAACUGGCUUACAGACCUAAGGACAGAGACGUUGCCUCUGCCAUGAUUGGUUAUUGGACAAACUUUGCAGCAACUGGAGAUCCCAACACUGGGAAAUCCAAGGUCCCUACCCCUUGGCUGCCUUACAAUACUUAUUAUGGCCAGUAUCUAGAAAUCAAUAGUUCCAUCAGCUACCAGUCUAUGAAACAGAGUCUUCGUUCACCUUAUGUCAGAUUCUGGGUCCAGACCUACCGGAACCUACCCACACUCUAAACAACUAACCAUUAAGAUGAUGUUUCAGAAGUUUCAGCAACUCUAAUGUGUGGUUUUAAUGUGGAUAUGCUAUGUUCUUUUGGAUGGAUUCUGACUUGAUAUGAGGGAUUGUUAAAAGAAUUGUUGAAUAAAACAAAUAUGUCUGUUACCUA